Messenger RNA from Aspergillus welwitschiae, 2761 nucleotides. Its product is annotated as TTC39/IML2 family protein. NCBI's taxonomy places the organism in Eukaryota, Fungi, Ascomycota, Eurotiomycetes, Eurotiales, Aspergillaceae. The transcript is spliced from 6 exons. Gene Ontology annotation, cellular component: nucleus; cytosol; mitochondrial outer membrane. The record is from RefSeq and is a predicted model, not a curated record. Bases 572 to 2650 code for a protein of 692 amino acids.
CCAGUCUUGCCGGACAUACCGGAGAUGACCCCAGCUCCAUUCUGUCCAGCAUUUCCUCCCUCCUAUUCGUGAGACAUUUAAACGAUCCCCUCUCCCGAUGCGCUAAAUCACGGUUCGUGAUCUCUGACUGCCUUGUUCGUGAGCAACGCCCGGCAAUAUCCAGCCAGUUGCUCCGCCUCGCCGCCGCAAGUGGACCGUGGUUUCGACGCUAUUAUUGUUUCUGGUCCCCGUUGCUUAUAAUCCCCAGGCCUUCCAGCCUAGCCCUUGGGUCGGAGUCGCCUCUUUUUUUAUUUCCGUACAAUUUUCUCACCUUUUCGACUGUUGUUAUUUAUUCUCUUUGCCCCCCACCUCUCUCUCUUCCUUGGGUUAUGUUCCCGGAGUCUCACUACGUUCUUGGUGCGUAUCGAAUGGGAGAUUCGAUAAUCUUCCCCAUUCCGUCUACGUCUCGCUUUGGGCUUCGGAGCCCUUCGGUUCUUGGUUAAUUGACCGCCAUACGUCUCGUGCACAACUCCCUUUCCAAGUUUGAUCUUUACUUUUAUGUCUGGUUUUUACCGGGGUCCUUCUUUUGAAUAUGUUUCGCGUAGGCUCCUGGCUCUAUGGCAAGAAGCCGGCCUCCACCCAGUCCCUGGACUCUCUGUCCGAACUGCGAGAUCUUGAGGAUGCUAUGAGGGCUGCCACUUUAAUCCUCAAUGACGAUGUGGACGGCGCCGAAGAUGGUCUUUCCGAAGGAACCUCGUCGUUUCAUAAUCUUGGCAGAGGCGUCGUUGCGUUCAUCCGGGCCACACUGGGAUUCGAACAGGAGAUCAUGCGUCAGGCCUCGGAGCGACUCAAUGCCGCGGAGACGAGUGCCGCCAACGACCAGCAUCGCGCGCAACAUAACUCUCAUGCGCCAAAUACGUACCACUCACAAAUAUAUGCUCCCGGGACGGAAUUUGCGCUCUGCCAGGCCAUGGCGCAGCUCAUGAGCGCUGUCGUCGGCGUCUUGAAUGAAAGCCUUACGGAAAGUAUCAAAGGAUUCUAUAGGCUCAGAAAGGCCUACAUCACCUUAGACGCUAUUCUUAAGAUGGAGCAGAAGUUCAUCAUGCAGGCGCGGAACUCCGGGAAUAGCACUUCUACAGAGAGUCUCCCACGGGGUGCUGGGCAGGGUGCGGGAUCUAAAUCCGUUCCUGCAUCUCCAGUAGAACCGAUCGACCUGAAAAAAGAACUUUCAGACCUUUCAAUCUCCGCGGACUCCGAAACAUCGGCAUCAGGCCCUUCUGAUAUGCUGAGCCACGAUCCUGACUCGGAUAUUUUCAAGAACCAGAUCGACGUCUUCGUCCACUCCGGCGCCAACUUCUGUUUUGGAAUUCUUCUGCUCCUGAUCUCGAUGGUCCCGCCCGCAUUCAGUAAGCUUUUGGGAAUCAUUGGCUUCCAUGGGGACAAGGAGCGGGGAUUGAGGAUGCUUUGGCAAGCCAGUAAAUUUCACAACCUGAUCGGCGCCCUCGCUGCUUUCUCCAUUCUCGGCUAUUCGAACGGCUUUGUUCGGUAUUGCGAUAUCAUGCCCGAUCCUGUCCCUGGCGAUGACGUGCAAGGCUAUCCCCAGGAACGGCUAGAGGCCUUGCUUGCCCUGAUGCGGAAGCGGUUCCCGAAGAGUCAAUUGUGGCUGCUGGAGGAGUCACGGAUGAACGGAGCAAACAAGAAAUUAGAUGUUGCUUUGGAGCUGCUCUGUGGAGAAGACCGCAGUCCGCUCAAGCAGGUUGAGGCGCUGCGGGUUUUCGAACGGAGUUUGAACGCCAUGUAUCUCCACAGAUACGAGCUUUGUGCGGAGUCUUUCCUCGAGUGCGUCGAACUCAACUCUUGGUCUCGAUCGCUAUAUUACUAUAUUGCAGGAUCGGCUCAUCUCAGCUUAUACCGGAACGUUGCUGAAACGGAUGCCACCGCGGCAGCAAAACAUGCCGAGAAGGCCGUGGAGUACUUCCGGAAGGCGCCGCCAUUGGCUGGGAAGAAGAAGUUCAUGGCUCGACAACUGCCUUUUGAUGUCUUUGUUUCUCGCAAGGUCGCCAAGUGGGAGGCCCGCGCUAAGGAGUGGAAGGUGCCCUUGGUGGACGCUGUGGGGGUGGAUCCGAUUGAAGAGAUGAUUUUCUUCUGGAACGGACACAGCCGAAUGACACAGGAACAGCUCGAAGAAUCCAUGACGAAGCUGGCGUGGUCCGAAGGCGAAGCCAAUAAGACAUGGUCUCGCGAAGGUCCGGAAGAGAAGGCUAUAUUGCAGCUCCUGCGUGCAGCUGUCCUCCGUGCCAUGCGCCGGCACGAUGAGGCGAAGGAGAUGAUUCGCACGAGCAUCUUCAGCCAAGACAAGUCGCAGUUCACUGGACAUCUCAAGGAUGACUGGAUCUACCCGGUGGCACACUUUGAGAUGGCGGCUAACCUGUGGAUGGAGCGCCCGACAUACAGUGCUAUCCACGGAGGACCGGCGUCGUCCAGCGAGAAACCAAGCACCGACAGCGAUACGCAGCUAGAGCGUCGGCAAGUGCGCGAAUGCAAGGAGCACCUGGAGAAGGCGGCCAAGUGGGAGAGCUAUGAACUAGACGCGCGUGUUGGGCUUAAAGUGACGGCCGCACUGGAGGCCGUUGAGAAGUGGGAGAGUGCGCACGCGACAACAUCCGGAUGAGGAUGGAUGAUUGAUGUAUUAUGACGCUGUACAUUUACCGCCAGCAUUGGAACAUUACGAUAAGACUUAAAGGGAUAGACGGAGCAAUCAAUGCAUGUUUGUUGUUUGUUA